AUGAAUACAUUAUUGGAGAUCGACUUUACAUUCAAGUCAAGACAGUUCACUCUGCUGCUAAAGCAAGCGGCACUUAUAUUCAAACAGAAGGAGCGUGCGAACUACUCAAAGUACUUGAACACCGAAACGAUCACGGGCUUUGACGAGGCCUCCGAAGCUGCCUUCCCCAACCGCGUCAUUCUGCACGCAUGCAUCAACGUCUCCACCGACAAGAACAAGGAGGUGCGUAAGCGCAAGGACUACUUGCUCGACUUUGAGUCACCACUCGACUCCAAGAAGUUCACAUCGGCCAUCCAGCAGCAUGUUCUCGAUCGCAUGCCUGGUGGCCCACCUCAGAACAGACGUGUCAGGGUCAUCCUGAAUCCAAAGAGUGGCAAGCGAAUGGCCGAGACCAUAUACAAGAACAUCGAGCAAUUGCUCAAGAACGAUGCCAAGAUGUUUGUCAAGAAGACCACGACCAAAGGCCCUGACCACGCCAAGCAGAUUGGAUACAAGUUCAACUACGAAAAGUACGACACAAUCGCCUUUAUCAGUGGCGACGGAUUGUUCCACGAGUUUAUCAAUGGUCUGCUGGCACGCGAUGAUUGGAUGCAGGCCAAGAACAUCAGAUUAUGUCUGAUCCCCGCCGGCACAGGCAAUGGUAUCGCAUGCUCGCUGGGCCUGGCCGACUCAAUGUCGUCGGCUCUGGCAUGUGUCCGCGGCUGUGCCAGACCUCUCGACAUUUCAAUCGUGCAACAGGGCGCUCAAAAGUGGGCCUCGAUUCUAUCACUCACAUGGGGACUCGUAUCGGACGUGGACAUUGAGUCUGAGCGAUUCCGUGCACUUGGUCCCAUCAGACUUCACCUUGGCGCCUUCCUUCGUAUCAUGAACCUGCGAGUAUACCAGGGCAAGAUCAAGUAUCUGCCCGCACUCGACCAGCCCAAGAGCGAGCUGAGCAAGAUCCCCAAGUGUGGACCAACCUGCGAGAUCUGCCGCAGUGUCGAUAGUGCGCAGACCAUCAACAACAUUCUCUCCAACUCGACCGACAGCCUCAAGGGCAGCAACGGCAUCUUGAAGGACAGCACAGGCAUCAACCGCAGCGGACAGAUACUCAAGGGCAGCUCGGACACACAAUGGACUAUUCAAUCGUCGUCUGCCGAUCUGACUGCAUCAUCACUCUCGUCGAGCACACCAUCGCCGGCGUCACUUUCACAAUCGAUCAAUGGCGACGACACAACAGCAGCCCCCGUCAAACCACUUAACCUCUCAUCAUCCACCUCAUCGUCGCCACUGUCCUACUCGCAGUCGUCGGUGCCUUCGUCACCAAAGGUGGCCACACGCGAGAUCGUUGUGCCCCAGCCAAAGGUGCCAUCGGACAACCCAUUGCAACAGUCGACGUUGAGCGAGGAGUGGAAGACAAUCGAGGGCGACUUUAUUGGAUUCAUUGCCAGCACCGUAACACAUCUCUCAUCUGACUUUAUCGCCUCGCCAUCCGCUCAUUACUCGGACGGCUUCAUCGAGAUGGUCGUCAUUAAGCACAGCCCCAAGAUAUCCAAGGCGGCAUUGAUAUCGAUCCUCACCGACGCCGAGACAGGCAAGCACAUUCACAGUCCUUUCAUUGAUCUGUACAAGGUCAAGGCAAUCAUUCUAGAGCCAGGCCUUAUCAACAAGAAAGAGGGCAUUCUGGCAGUUGACGGCGAGAGGAUCUCUUAUGGCACAACAUCAAUGGAGUGUAUUAGAGGUUGCAUCAAUCUGGUAUGCAAGGACCGCUAA
Acytostelium subglobosum LB1 is the source of this 1752-nucleotide messenger RNA. RefSeq lists its product as hypothetical. NCBI's taxonomy places the organism in Eukaryota, Evosea, Eumycetozoa, Acytosteliales, Acytosteliaceae. Gene Ontology annotation, cellular component: cytoplasm; intracellular membrane-bounded organelle; membrane. The record is from RefSeq and is a predicted model, not a curated record. Bases 1 to 1752 code for a protein of 583 amino acids. Gene Ontology annotation, biological process: sphingosine biosynthetic process. The transcript has a single exon.